Pygocentrus nattereri (red-bellied piranha) is the source of this 1464-nucleotide messenger RNA. RefSeq lists its product as uncharacterized. The record is from RefSeq and is a predicted model, not a curated record. Lineage: Eukaryota; Metazoa; Chordata; Actinopteri; Characiformes; Serrasalmidae. The transcript has a single exon. Bases 175 to 1464 code for a protein of 429 amino acids.
GGUCAAUACAGCGAAGACAUCAUAUGCUUCAUUCAGAGAAAUUUCUACGUAGAUGAUGGUCUGGCAAGUGUUAACACUGAGAGGGAAGCCAUUCAGCUAGUCAAGGAAUCAAGGGAACUUUGUUCCACCGGAAAGUUAAGGCUCCACAAGUUCGUUUCUAAUAAUGAGAAUGUGAUGGCAUCCAUCCCAGAUGAAGAACGUGCCACUGUCAAGGAUCAAGACAUGACCUUGAGCUUACCUCAUAUGGAAAGAGUGCUCGGCGUAGAGUGGUGCAUCACCUCCGAUUCAUUCAAGUUCAGAGUGCAAGUGAAAACCAAUCCACUCACAAGAAGAGGCGUGCUCUCUACAGUUGCCUCUGUGUAUGAUCCAUUAGGAUUCAUAGCACCUUUUGUACUUCUUGGAAAGCAAGUUCUCCAACAAAUGUGCAGAGAAAAAAUUGGCUGGGACAAUGAACUUCCAGAAAGUCUGAGACCUCAAUGGGAGUCCUGGAUUAGAGACCUUCCCAAGCUGUCUGAAUUGGAAAUUAAAAGAUGCUACUUACCCUCAACCUUCCACAACAUCAAGCGGUAUGAGCUUCACCGUUUUUCUGAUGCAAGCAUCUCUGGAUAUGGUGAAUGCACUUACCUGCGAGUUAUUAGUGAGUCUGAUGAAGUCCAUUGCUCUCUUGUGAUGGGAAAAUCAAGAGUCACACCAUCCAAAGUGACAACAAUACCAAGACUGGAGCUCACUGCAGCAGUAGUUGCGGUUCGAACUAGUGACAUGCUCCGCAACGAAUUAGAAAUUCAAGAUUUGCAAGAAUACUUUUGGACUGAUUCCACGGUCGUUCUCGGCUACAUAAAUAAUGAUGCCAGGAGGUUUCAAGUCUUCGUAUCAAAUCGAAUCCAAAGAAUCAAGACAAGCACGAAGCCUGAACAAUGGGCCUACGUUGCGUCUGAAAAAAAUCCGGCCGAUUACGCAUCUCGAGGAUUAACCGCAGAACAACUUAAGACCUCCAGCUGGUUCACUGGACCAAAGUUUCUCUGGCAAAGGGAAUUGCCUGACAGAGAGCGAAAAGCGGAAGAAGUUAAGGAUGAUGACCCUGAACUCCGAAAGGCAAACGUCUUCAGCACCAAGGCAAAGGAGGACAGAUUAUUAUUGGACCGCCUUGAGAAGUUCUCUGACUGGUCUAGAGUAGUGCAAGCAGUGGCCAGAUUGAGACAACGAGUUAAAGAACAGAAAGGUAAAAAACAAAGAACCAAUGAAAGUACGAGCUUAGAAGAAAGGAAAGAAGCAGAAAUUGUUAUAGUCAAGUUAGUUCAGGAAGAAGCGUUUCCAAAUGAGAUAAAGAGCUUGAAAGCAAACAAGGUUAUCUCCAAGUCCAAGAACAGUAAGCUGUACAAGUUAAGUCCAUUUUUGGACGAAGAAGGGAUCCUGAGAGUAGGGGGACGUCUAAGUCAAGCAUCCAGCAAUACUUCCAAAGGGUGA